GUUGAACCAGUGAAUGAUAAAUCAUCAAUUAAGCUUGGCUUAUUGGACUUUGAUUCUAUAAGAUCAAUUCAUUUGUUGAUUGCAUUAAUAGGCUCUUCAGAUUGUUGUUUUAAUGCAAACCCAUUGAUCAAAUAACUAUUCAACAAUUGAGCUGUAUCACUUAAAGAUUUUUCAAAUUUAUUAGAGAUGAUUGCUGAUGGUAUAAUUUAUCAUAAUAUUUACCAAGCUUUUGUGAAAGACAUGGCCAAGGCAAAAAAGAUGCAAUUUGAGGUUGAAAACGGAGAGAGAAAAAGCAAGACAAAAGGAUGUAAAAAAAGUGCUUCAAAUACAGUGAAGUGAAAAAAACGAGAUCAAAGGAGAUGGUAUAGAGUAUAGCCUUGCAAAAUGGUAUUUGGAUGAAAUGAAAAAAAAUGAAGGAUAAAACUGAUGAGCAGAUAACUUGGAGAUGAACUGUUAAAUCAAAAGCUAGUAUUGCACAAAAGAUGCUUGUGGGACACAAAAGAGAAAUAAGAAGGCGAUGUAAAAAGAAGCAGAAAAUGAAGGAGAGGGAGGAAAGAAAAGAGGAUGAGGAGCAAACGAAACAAUAAGGGAGGACAAAAGAUAUACAAAGAUAAAAAUUUUGAUCGGAUAGAUUUGAUUUUAGAUCCAAGAGCGGGGGUGAAGUUGAUGUUCGGGACCUUAACGAGAUGCAUUGAAAAGGAGAAGGGAGAACAGCAAAAAAUGGUUGGAAAAAUAAGUUUCGGAGGAAAAGCAAAGAUUAUUAUUGAAGAGAUGAGGAGACGGUGAUGAAGGCAAACCUCGAUAAAGCAGGCAAGAAAGAUAUAUCAGAAGACCAAAAGCAAAGGCUAAAGGCUAAGGCAAGGCAAAGAAAUGGAUGGAAAGAAAAAGGAAGAAGUAAGAGUGAAUGGUUGAAGCUCGGGUAAACGCGUGCUGUUAAAAAGCUACACACAUUAAUUUAAAGGCAGUUUUUAAGCCAAUAAUAACUGAAUCCCGCAAGAAGAAAUAAUGUUUCCAUCAUCAUCCAAUGCCAUCCACUGUUGUCAUUCACUUUCAUCGCUAACCAUUUUCAUCUUGUUUUUACAUCAUCUUGGAGAGUCACUAUUUACAUUUAAUAAUUGUAAAGGGUGGAUCGACAACAAUCAUCUUAUGAGGAUGAAAAAUUUAAGCAACAUUCAACACUGGAUUGGGAAUUGAAAGACCAAAAGAGAGUAAAGGCAAAGGAUGAAGAGGAUGAAGAGGAGGGAGGUGGAGGUGGAGAAAGGAUGGUUGAAGGAUUGGUUGGAAGAUUCUGGUGUAACAUUAUGUAGAAGCGAAGAUAAUGGAGUAAUAAAGGUGAUGAAGGUUGGUGGCAUUUUAAUGACAAUCAAAGAUUUCCAUGUUAAUUAUGAGCUUGCAUCAAGGUGACAUCCUUUGGUUAACAAUCAAGUUUGUAUACAAAUCAAUUGGUGGAUUAACCUGGUUUUUGACGUUAAUUUGAUCCAUUCAAAAUGGGCUUCUUGGUUAAAGUGAAAAGAUUUUGUCUGGACAAUAUUUUACCAGCAACAACGAUGAUUAGUGUAGUUACUUCUGUCGUGGUGGGAAUCCUUUUGCGGAAUGGAUCGACUAGUUGGACUGAACGUCAAUUGAUGUACAUUGAGUUUCCUGGAACCAUUUUUUUGCGUUGUUUGAAAUGUCUCAUAAUUCCAAUCAUGGUGACUAGUUUGAUAUCAUCCUUAGCUAACCUGGAUAGUUCAAUUUUUGGUAAAAUUGGUCGACGUGCAGUUACUUUUUACUUAACGACAACUUUUCUUUCCAUUGUACUUGGAAUUGUUCUUGUCAUGAUUAUCAAACCUGGAAAAUCCGACAUUCAUGCAGCAUCUUCAUCUGUAACUGAGUCGCCACUCAAUACUCAAAUGACUACAGUUGAUACCGUUUUGGAUUUGAUAAGAAACAUAUUUCCUUCAAAUCCAGUUGAAGCUACAAUUUUCAGUACUCGAACUGUCUUGACUCAACAAAGUGAUUCAAAUAAUACUGAUCUGUACAGUUGGGAUUUCAAGGAAACACUCGAACAAAAUACAAAUAUAAUGGGAAUCGUUUUAAUUUCAUUGGUUGUUGGUAUUGUCAUAGCUAAACUUGGUGAAGCAACUGAGCCACUUAGAGUAUUUUUCACCGCAUGCAACCAGGUUACGAUGGUUAUCACAACUUUAAUCAUCAAAGCAACUCCAAUCGGCGUUUUUUUCCUAAUUUUACCCAGAGUUCUAUCUGUCCAAUCAAUUCAACUUUUGCUCGAAACUGUUGGUUGGUACACAUUUACAGUGCUCUUUGGGAUCGCCCUUCACGCAUCAUUGUUGCUUCCAUCAAUUUAUUUCCUCUUGACUCGGAAAAAUCCUUACUCACUGAUCAUGCAUCUUUCAGCAGCCCUACUAACAGGUUUUGGUACAUCUUCAAGUACAGCAACACUUCCAUUGACGAUGCAAUGUUUGGAAGAAAAGGCUGGAAUCGAUUCCCGAAUAACUCGAUCGCUUCUUCCAAUAGGAUCAGUAAUCAACAUGGACGGAACUGCUUUAUACGAAGCUGUUGCUGCGCUUUUCAUUGCUCAACUACGGAAUGUCGAUUUGACUUUGAUUAAAAUAAUUAUCACAAGUGUAACUGCCACAGCUGCUUCCAUAGGAGCUGCAGGAAUACCACAGGCUGGACUUGUAACAAUGGUCAUCGUUCUGAAUGCUCUCGGCCUGCCUGCUUCUGAUAUUUCAUUGAUUUACAUUGUGGACUGGUUUUUAGACCGAUUUCGAACAGUGUUGAAUAUUAUGGGCGAUUCUUUCGGUGCAGCCAUAAUUGCUCAUAUAAGUGAAGAUGAUUUGAAAAAAGUUGACGAAAGAAAUAAAGAAAAUUUCAAUUCUGUUUAUUUCAUUGCUGAGCAACAACUUUCAUCAACACCAACAGUGACGAUAACAAAUAUCAAAAGCAAGAAUCCAAAUUCAAAUUAGCACACAAAUAAUCCUACCGAUAGUUUAAUCUUUUCAAAUAUUUUAUAAUUGUUAUAAUUUUCAGUAUUCACAUCUACUUCAGCCUAAUCAAUUGUAAAAAUUCGUAUUCUUCAGUCUCUUUUUAUAACCAUUUGAGGAUUCACUUGAAAUUUGAAAUAGUCUAACAUUGUAAGUCAAGAUUCAAGCCAGUCAAGGCAUACAAUUGUUUUCAAUCUCAGUGCUUAAAAUUUAUAAAUAUUUGAUUACAAUCAAUCAUUUCUAUGAAUAAAAAAAUUGAUUGAAAAUUCUCGACUUACAAUGGUUAGACAAUUGAAUCUCAACUGAAAGAUUCACCUUUUGCCAUUUAUCUUUUUAUAGCCCUAAUGCGAGUAAAAACAAAUUAACGUAAUUAAUAUUAUGUUUAGACAAUAAAAACAUUAUUAUGUUAAA
This is a messenger RNA of Tetranychus urticae (two-spotted spider mite), 3395 nucleotides long. RefSeq names its product excitatory amino acid transporter 3-like. Gene Ontology annotation, biological process: L-glutamate transmembrane transport. Gene Ontology annotation, cellular component: plasma membrane. Lineage: Eukaryota; Metazoa; Arthropoda; Arachnida; Trombidiformes; Tetranychidae. Gene Ontology annotation, molecular function: glutamate:sodium symporter activity; L-glutamate transmembrane transporter activity; neutral L-amino acid transmembrane transporter activity. The record is from RefSeq and is a predicted model, not a curated record.